This is a messenger RNA of Penicillium malachiteum, 1212 nucleotides long. RefSeq names its product fungal specific transcription factor domain-containing protein. Gene Ontology annotation, biological process: positive regulation of transcription by RNA polymerase II; DNA-templated transcription. Gene Ontology annotation, molecular function: sequence-specific DNA binding; zinc ion binding. NCBI's taxonomy places the organism in Eukaryota, Fungi, Ascomycota, Eurotiomycetes, Eurotiales, Aspergillaceae. Bases 1 to 1212 code for a protein of 403 amino acids. Gene Ontology annotation, cellular component: nucleus. The transcript has 2 exons. The record is from RefSeq and is a predicted model, not a curated record.
AUGGAAGCGCCUAAUCAAGCUGCAACACCACCCUCUUCCAGACCAAGCCCAUCAGUUCUCAAGCAAAAUAUCUCUAAUCAGAGCUCUCCCAAUCCAGAAACCUCCCAAAAUGGACCAGGUUCCAGCAUAUUACCAGUGGCAGGUAGCCCAUAUGCCAGUGUCUAUCACUCAGUCAACAAAGGGGACAUAGAGUUUCAAGGAUUUUCUGCCGAUCGGACUUUUGUUCAAGGAAUUAAGCAACAAUUAGGAUAUUGGGGAGAUGAUCUGAUGCACAUGCAGACUAGACUCCCUAUCAUCUCAGUUCCUGGUCUAUUUGACACAUCCAGCCGAGCGCCAGUGGAGGUCAAGCUCCCUCCCAAACCCAUUGCAAUAAAAUUAGUCGAAGCGGCUCUUGACGGACAGAUACUAUUCUCGAUUAUUCACCGUCCAUCAUUCGAUUCUUUGUUCAACUUGGUUUAUUCGCUUACCGAAUCCGAUUACAGUAUCCACGAGCGCCGAUUUCUGCCUCUCCUUUACGCUGUUCUUGCCUAUGGAUGUCUCUUCGCUGACGUAGAUGUGGUGGAUCGGCUAGAUGCUACAAAUUCAUCUGGGACUCAAUACUAUGAAAAAAGCCGACAGCUACAAAACAUCGCCGAAUGCAAAGACUUGAUUUCAUUGCAAGCUGUGGUUUUCAAGAUUCUCUUUCUUCUGGUCUCAUCUCGAGUGUUCACAUGCUACACCUACAUAAACACCGCUCUGUCUCUCCUGAUACGGAUGGGAUUGCAUCGCAGCUUUACAAACUCGCAGGAUUUCAUAUCGCGAGAAACUGCCAAACGAGUAUUCUGGGCACUUUGGGUAAUAGCAAAUGAUACCUCCAUUAUCUGCGGCUUGCCGAUGCUUCUUAACUCCGACCUGAUUGAUCAGGAAAGCCCAGUGGAAGUGAAUGACGUUUACAUUGAGCAAGAUAGAAUCAGUCAACCUCUGGGCAGCGAAUUCUGCUAUGUUGCCGCGGCAAAUACGUAUCGAAGACUUCAAAUAGUUCUCCAAGAUGUAACGCAUCAUAUCUACUCUGAAAACUGCGUCGUUGAAGGCCAGGAAGUUGGCACCAUGAGUCAUGCAGUUAGCGUGGAAACGUUAAAGGGACUUGAGAACGACUUGAAAUGCUGGGUUCUCGGACUCACGGACUACUUGAAAUUUGGAAAUCAUUUUGAUAAUCGCCAAAUUCUCACGUAA